AUGAGCGCGGAAACGCUGGAGUCAAUUCUGUACCUGCGCAUGAAUUGGGAUCUUGUCACGAACGAGAUAGUUUCUAAGUCUAUCAAGACUGCACGAGAGGAAGAUCUAGAAGAUGAAGAGGAGUGUGACAGCAACUUUGGGUGGGGACCAUAA
Molecule: messenger RNA, 153 nt
Organism: Phytophthora nicotianae INRA-310
Lineage: Eukaryota; Oomycota; Peronosporomycetes; Peronosporales; Peronosporaceae
Exons: 2
Coding region: 1-153 (50 amino acids)
Source: RefSeq, a predicted model, not a curated record